AUGGCCCAACUCUCGUUUGUGACUCUCGAUGUCUUCACAUCCCAGCCCUACUCGGGUAACCCGCUGGCUGUGGUUUUUCUCCCGGAGGACUCGGACUCUUUGAGCCAGAGCCAGAAACAAACCAUCGCGCGGGAGUUCAACCUGUCCGAGACCAUUUUCGUGCACCCGGCCCGUGAGCAAAGCAAGCGUACCAUCGACAUCUUCACUACAGACUGCGAACUGCCAUUCGCAGGCCACCCAACCAUCGGCGCCGCAUCUUGGUUCCUGUGUCAUUCCACGGAUGCAGCGGAUGCUAGCGGGGUGACGACGCUGGCGACCAAGUCAGGCGAUAUCCCGAUUUCCAUCCAGGACAGCAUUUCCAAGGCUGUUUCUGCACAGAUCGCGCAUAACACGCGCAUCCACGCCGCUCGAUUCGGGUUGAAGGAUCUGCUGCGCCUUCACCCGACUCUGGCUCCGUUCUUUCCGCAGCCGGAUGUCAGUUUCCCGGUCUUCUCGAUCGUCAAUGGUAUGAGCCAGGUUUUCAUCGAGCUUCCCACUCUGGCCGCGUUGGCCGCCGUGACCCCCGCGACCGGGGGCGAGCUCGUCUCUUCGACCAACGGCAACUACCUCGACGAGGGGUGGAGAUCCGGAUUGGUGAGCGUUUACUUCUUCGUCCGAGAGGUGGACGACGAUGUUACGGACCAGAAGAUUAUUCGCACGCGGAUGAUGCUAGGAACCCUCGAAGACCCGGCAACGGGUAGCUCGGCUUGUGGCCUGGCGGCAUACCUGACCCUGACGGAGGGCCAGGCUGGUCAGCCUCACUUAUACCAUGUGGUACAGGGUGUCGAGAUGGGAAGGCGCAGUGAUAUUGGAGUUGGAGUGGCGCUGGACCCUGACAUGAAGAUUAAGCAGAUGUUGUUGACAGGGACGGCGGUGCGGGUGUCUGAGGGCCGGGUUUUGGUCCCUGAUGUUUAA
Messenger RNA from Penicillium alfredii, 954 nucleotides. Its product is annotated as PhzF family phenazine biosynthesis protein. Gene Ontology annotation, biological process: biosynthetic process. Bases 1 to 954 code for a protein of 317 amino acids. Gene Ontology annotation, molecular function: isomerase activity. The transcript has a single exon. NCBI's taxonomy places the organism in Eukaryota, Fungi, Ascomycota, Eurotiomycetes, Eurotiales, Aspergillaceae. Gene Ontology annotation, cellular component: cytoplasm. The record is from RefSeq and is a predicted model, not a curated record.